AGCCACCUACCACCAUGCCAGAGCAUCAAGCUGUUGACAUUGAGCAUGUCCCAAUUGUGACACCACCUCCAUACAUGGAUCCAGCCAAUGCACAGGCUAAGAAAAAAAUGUCAAGGAUUAGGAAGGAAUCUGUUUCCAACAUGAAACCAUGCCAACAUUGCGGUGCUCCACCACAAGCACAGGCUGCCAACUUACCACACGAACAAGUGCUCAUCUGGCCAGCAGCUCGUCCAACAAAUCACAUUCAUCAGGACUCUCGUCAAUUCAUCGGAUAUGUUCUUAUCAUUGCAAUUGUUAUUUUCUUGUUGUUCGCUGCUUGCAAGUAUUUGCCUUAAACUCUGCAAUAUUUUCUUUGUUUUUUCAGUUCAUUUUGCCACCCCAAUUCACUUACAAAUACCAUAAACCGUUCGUAAAUUAUUCCCUUUUAUGGUGUUAUUUCUUUCCUCCCCGUUCCUACUUUAAAAGUUACAAAUAAUCAAAAUCUUCUCACAGAUAAAUAAAUACAUUUAAGAU
Molecule: messenger RNA, 513 nt
Organism: Caenorhabditis elegans
Lineage: Eukaryota; Metazoa; Nematoda; Chromadorea; Rhabditida; Rhabditidae
Gene: T04C12.11
Product: LITAF domain-containing protein
Exons: 2
Coding region: 15-335 (106 amino acids)
Source: RefSeq, marked reviewed